This is a messenger RNA of Gekko japonicus, 3738 nucleotides long. It is a transcript of the gene G2E3, whose product is annotated as G2/M-phase specific E3 ubiquitin protein ligase. Lineage: Eukaryota; Metazoa; Chordata; Lepidosauria; Squamata; Gekkonidae. The record is from RefSeq and is a predicted model, not a curated record. The coding region runs from base 4 to 3738 and encodes 1244 amino acids. Gene Ontology annotation, cellular component: nucleus. The transcript is spliced from 14 exons. Gene Ontology annotation, molecular function: ubiquitin-protein transferase activity.
UUGAUGUCAAGUGGGAUUUGGCAGAAGGGUGAAGAAGAAGAAGGUUUCUAUGGAUUUUUAAUUGAAGACAUCCAAAAGGAAAUAAACCGAGCUGCAAGACUGAAAUGUAAUAUCUGCAAGAAAAAAGGUGCUUCAAUUGGUUGUGUGGCAUCCAAAUGCAAACGAAGUUAUCACUUCCCUUGUGGAAUAGAAAGAAAAUGCAUUUUCCAGUUCAGGGAAAAUUUUCCGUCAUAUUGUUGGAAACAUCGACCUGUUCAAAAGCCUCCCUCAGACUCACAAGGAUCUUCGCAAUGUACAAUAUGUUUGGAGGUAGUAGAACAUUCACCAUCAUAUUCCAUUUUGACAACUCCAUGCUGUAAAAAUGCUUGGUUUCAUAGAGACUGUUUGCAACGUCAAGCUCUGAGUGCAGGAGUGUUUUUCUUUCGGUGUCCAGUAUGCAACAAUAAAGAGAAAUUUCAGAAUGAAAUGUUGAGAAUGGGUGUUCAUAUUCCAGAAAAAGAUGCCUCCUGGGAACUGGAAGAGAAUGCAUACCAGGAUCUUCUUCAGUGUUACCAGCACUGUGAUAUCAGAAGAUGCAUGUGUAAAAAUGGAAGAGACUACAAUAAGCCUGAUAGUAAAUGGGAAAUAAAACGCUGUCAAUGUUGUGGUUCCAGUGGAACCCAUUUGGCAUGUUCUUCAUUAGCAACAUGGGAGCAAAACUGGGAAUGCAUAGAAUGUAGAAGCAUCCUUGCCACGUCAAAUGGUAGCUGCCAGAAAUGGCGAAAACGUUCCUUGACAGUAUCAGAAAAAACAGACAUUGGAGACAGUUUGCUUGAAGAACCAUCACCAAAAUACACAAGACAGUCUCCUGGAUCCCAUCUUGGCUUCCUAGUCAGGUCUCCAAAGAGGAUGUGCCACAGUGGUUUGACUCAUUGUUCUCCGCUGGAUCUUCCCUCUCCUAACAUAUUGAUGUCCCCAACAUCUUUGAUCAGUCCUUCAGUGAGGAAUCUGUCACUAGGAAAAAUGCAACUUGGAAUGCAAAAAAGAGAAGCCUGCAAUCUUCUAAGGGAAUUGAGAUCACAGAUUAAUACCAAACCAAUCACGUUAAAUAUCAAUAAGCAAAAUAUCUGGGAUGGCGCCUUAAAGGGUUUUCGAAAGCGAAGCUUCAAUCCUGCCAAUACUAUCGAAGUAAAUUAUAUAAACUGCAGGGGUAAAGUAGAAAGGAAUAUCUGUGAUUCAUCAAAGGAAGAUUUUUUUCAGUCACUGAUGCUUCACCUUCAGAACUCAUCACUCUUUGAAGGCGGUUCUUCAAAGAACUUAUCUUUUGAUGCUCAAGCUCUUAAAGAUGACUUGUACUAUGAAGCUGGAAGAAUGAUCGCUGUUUCUCUGGUUCAUGGAGGCCCAUCUCCUGGCUUUUUCUCCAAAACCUUGUUUAAUUGUCUCGUUUAUGGCACAGAGAAUGUGAAACCAACAGUGGAAGAUGUUGCUGAUGUUGGUGUUUUACAGACAAUAAUGAAGAUAAAAUCUGCAAGGAAUGUGAAUGACUUAGAGUCAGCAAUAAGUGAUGGUAAUGAAUAUCUCAGCACUAUUGGAUGUGUGAACCAUAUAACAACUCUGUGUGAUAAGGAUAUGUUGGUGAAUGAGAUUCUGGAUUACCAUGUCAUCAAGAGAACACUUGCCCCUUUUGAAAGUUUUAGGCAAGGUUUGAGAACUCUUGGUGUUUGGGAAAAAAUGCAGAUGAAUCCUGAUGCAUUUUGUAGCAUAUUGUGUCACAAACCUGAGAAACUGUCCGCAAAACUUCUUGGUGACCUCUUUACAAUCCACUGCUUACCAGGUGCAUACAAAGCCAGAAGUCUUGAAUUCUGGAUGGGUUAUUUACAAGAGGCAGAAGAUGGUGAAUCAGCAGUAACUCUUGAAGACUUAUUGGUGUUUGCAACUGGCACCUGCAGUAUUCCAGCCAUUGGGUUUGAACCUGAGCCCACAGUUACAUUCAUGGAGAUAAAAUACCCUGUUGGAAACAGACAUCUUAACUGUUUAGAGCUUCCAGUAACAAAGUCUUAUGAGAAGUUCAAAAGAAUCCUGGAUUUCACCAUCAGAAGUACUGUAAGAUUAGAAACAACCAGGAAGAAUAGAGCAGCUCGUUUAAAAGUUUUCCUCCUGGAAAAAGCCCUCCAACCGAUGGCUGACCCACCGGUUUCAUCGUCAAUGACUCUGUCUUCCGUUACCGACACAUCGGUGCCGAAAAAGUCAACAUCGAAGACUAAAUCUGUUUCCGAUACCGACCGCUCGAAAUCGAAAUCCAAGGUACCGAACGUUCCUUCCACAGCAUCUACUCCUGCUAAAAAGGCUAAGAGGUCGAAGACCGCGGUGGCGUCACAGACGGUUGUCAAAUCGUCGAAGCAGGCUAGAAAGGAUUCGGGUUCUGUAUCGACAGCUCUCGCCCUACCACCUCCGCCACCACCGCCUAAUUCGAUACCGACUGAUUCGAUGCCGACUGAUUCGAUACCGGAGAAUCAGGUCGUGUCACAGGCAACGGUACUUGUGCUUGAUUCCCCAGACCACCAGGUGGGGAUGUCCUUGUCCUAUGUCGACCACACGGAUCUCGUAAGUCACCAAUUGGGUGCGGAGUUUUCCCCUGGUCCAAUGAGCUCGUCGACUUCAAUCGUCUCAGAGUUGCCCGACACCAACGGCUGUCGGCAUCGACACUUGAGAUCUAGUGUGGAGCAUCGUCCUCCCUGUUUACUGCCUGAGUCUGUCGUUAUCGACGCCUUUGAUUGUAGAAGAGGCACAUAUGCUCUUCCUUCAAAUUUCUCCCCGCGACGUCCGAGGUCGAGGAGUCGUUCCCCGAGAUCGUAUAUGCCACCUCCGAUGUCGUGGGAUGAGAGGCAACUCCGUUACCUGCAUGGUCCUUACCAUCCACCUAUGCCUUGGCUCAACCCUGCGGGUUACACUGACUGGGACAGAUACUCCUGUCGAUCUUCCCACAGGUCCCGUUCUCCGAGGCGAUCUAGACCAUCUGCUACGGUCUCUCGUCCUCCCCAACCGGACAAUGUUCCACCGUCGGGAACAUCUACCGUCCAACCCCUUCCUACUCCUAGAAAACAUCUGGAGCACACACCGGCUGCACCAGUCCAGCCGCCUGCACCAGCCCCUCAUCAACCUCCUUUACCUGCCCCGGCAGAUGAACCUGAUUCUUCAGAGCCCUCUGAGUCUGAUUCCGAUACCGAACCUUCCAAGGCCCCAACGUCGCCAGACAACUCGUCUCCCAAUACCAAAGUUUUCCAAAAUCUUCCAAUGUCCCCGUUGGAUAACUUGUCUACAUACACCAACCUCAUGAAAAGAAUGGCCCAUGCGUUGGGAUUGUCAAUUGUUCAGAAGGAUCCACAAUCUACAGAUUCCUUAUAUGAUAUUGUCCAACUGGACACGUCCUCAGUCGUCGAACUCCCCAUUUCAUCUGUCUUACUACAAGCCGCAAAAACCCCUUGGCAAAAACCGUCGUCCGCCCCCGUCUCUACUAAGAAAUUAGACCAUAUGUAUCGCAUACAGCAACCUGAGGCAGAAUUUCUACUUUCCCACCCACAACCUAACUCAUUAGUUGUCACCUCAUCGUCAAAGUCGAAAAAGUCGCAUUCAACGCCUGCUGACAGACAGCAACCUGAGGCAGAAUUUCUACUUUCCCACCCACAACCUAACUCAUUAGUUGUCACCUCAUCGUCAAAGUCGAAAAAGUCGCAUUCAACGCCUGCUGACGGAAGGUAA